AUGAUUCUAUUUAGACGAUCACGCUACACACGAAUAAGUCCAGAACCACAACCAAUUGCAACUACACAUCAAUCAUUACCUCUCGAUCAUUCUCAUACUUCACAAUCAUUUACUAUGAAUGAUACCAAGUUUAAUCAAAUACUUUCUACAGCUUCAACAGUUUUGCCAUCGAAUAUUAUUGAUUCAAAUUCUUUACCCGAUCGAACAAAAAUGACUACUCAUCAUCUUCCAACACCUAAUGUUGUUGAACAACAAAACAUUCAUUUAUCAGAUAGUUUAAACAAUCUCACUGAAGAUAUUGAUAUAAAUCCAUCAAAUAAUUCACCUCCAUCAAAUUCAUUACUUAAAAAUAAUUUAUCAACACCAGAUCUUGAUCCAUAUGAAUGUAAAAAACAAACUGCUUUAGCUAAAGCUGAAGCUAAAUUAGAAAAAGCUCAACAUCUUCAUCAAUUAGCACAGCAUAGUGUUGAACAAAGUAUUUCAGAAUUUCUUCGUGCUACAACUAUGCCUAGUAUUAGUAAUGAAUCAAAUUCACAAAAAACAAUCAUUGCAACAUUUGAACAACGUAUACGUACAUUACAAGAAACAAAAAAAAAAUUAGAAAAAAAAAUUACUAAAUAUCAAUCUGAUGUAACACGUAUACAAGCUGGAGAUAUACCACAACAUUAUAGAUCAUCAAAAGAUAUUUUUCCUAAUUUUGAAAAUAAAGUUCCGAAUGGAAGUGAUAAAAAUUGUUCAACAAAUAAUAUAUCAACACCAGUCACACAUGAUCAAACAAUAUCUUCAAGUUAUCCAGAAUCUGAUAAUCAUCAUGCUCAAUUAAAUCUUCCAUCAACAUCAACUAAUCAUAAUAUUGAAACUAUGAAUAAUUAUCAAAGUUUUUUAUCAUUUUCACACAAUAGUAGUGCAUUUGAAACUAAACGAUCAUCUCCAUCAAGUUCAAUAUCAAAUGGAAUUGGCACAUCUCAAUCUUAUAUUAAUUCAAAUUCGGAUGUAUCUGCUAUUCACGACGUUGAUCGAUCACCUUCUGCAAAACGACGUUCAACUGAUGAUUCAAAUAUUGAAGUCAUCGAUCAAAUAUCAGAUCAUUCCAAUGAUGAUCGAUUUGCUAGUUGUACAACAUCCAAACGCAAUACUAUAACAUUAACUGAACAUCAUCAAUUAACGGCAAAAAUUGAAUUUAUGCAGAAAAUCAUCGAUCGUUAUGAUGCAAAAAUGGUUGAAAUGCAAAAACAAAUGGAUUCAUUAAUAUUAAUAAAUAAUUCUCAAAAUGAACGAAAUGAACGUUUAAAUAAUGAAUUAACUGAUCUAACUGAUUUACAUCAAAAUGAAAUCUCAACAAUAAAAAUUGAUUCAAGAAAACUUGAAGAAAAACUUCUAUAUAAUUUACAUGAAUAUUGGACAGAAAUAAUCGAAAGAUUAGAUAAAAUUGAUACAAGGACUACAAAAGUUGAACAAACUCAAGCACAUUCAUUUGAAACAGAAGAAAAUACACAUCGACUUAUAAGUAAACUAGUAAAUAUUCUAUUGACUGUAUUUGCUAUUAUACUUCUUCUACUAUCAACAAUUAAAAAUCUUCUUCAAUCACGUGUUCAUGCCAUAAUUCUUUUAAUUUUUGUAUUUACAUGGAUAAUUAUUCAUUAUUUACCGGAAAAUUAUUUUCAAUUAUCAUUCAUUCAAAGUAAGAUUAAAAGAUUAUCUUGA
Molecule: messenger RNA, 1704 nt
Organism: Rotaria sp. Silwood1
Lineage: Eukaryota; Metazoa; Rotifera; Eurotatoria; Philodinida; Philodinidae
Source: the annotation of a GenBank genome assembly